Molecule: messenger RNA, 1963 nt
Organism: Paramuricea clavata
Lineage: Eukaryota; Metazoa; Cnidaria; Anthozoa; Malacalcyonacea; Plexauridae
Source: the annotation of a GenBank genome assembly
AACAAGGCAAAGAAGUUUAAUGUGAGCGCUUCAGUUAGGUACAAACGAAAAUCAGUUGAAGAACAUGCAAAUACCGAUCAACAUUUGGCAGCUGUGGAGGCUGAACUAAUGAACAGGGUUUCUACUUUCCAGUAGCAGAUUGACAAGAGAGAGGAGAUAAAAGAGGACAUGUAUUAUAACAUAUUUUUGAGCUUGUACUGGAUUGCCAAAGAAGAACUUGCCAAUUGCAAAUUUGUUUGACUUACUGAACUACUCCGAUUACUGAAACUGCCUGAUAUCCAGUACUUUGACCAUAAGUCGGCAGGUUCUGUGAGGCAGAUGUUUCUUAUUCUUGGAGAAACAAUUAGAGAGCAAGUUCUUCAGAAAGUAGGCAAAGCUAACUUCUUCAGCAUUCUUUGCGAUGAAGUUUGCGACGUCUCAAACAAAGAGCAACUCAUCAGUUUUGUUCAGUACGUUGAUCAACACUCUGGCAUGCCAGAUGUCAAAUUUCUUGCAAUUGAUGAUGUUCUUGAAGAAUUUACUUCUGCCAAUGCCAAUGCAAUCAAAAGCAUGUUAAUCAAGCAGAUGGCCGCAGCUGAGCUUGACAAGACAAAGCUAACUGGUCUUGCUACAGAUGGCUGCAGUGUUAUGACUGGUAAGAAAAAUGGAGUAGCUGUUCAGUUGCAUAGAGAAUGCAAGCUCAUGUUGAAUGUUCACUGCAUAUGCCACAGAUUGGCACUUGCAUGUGGCGAUGCCAAUGAUCAUGUUAGCUACAUCAAGACAGUCGAGAAGGUGUUGCUGCAGCUUUGGACUUUUUUAAAAAACUCCACAAAGCGAAGUGCAGCCUACGCCAAGGCAGCAGUGGCGGCAAAGGUGCUGGUGGUUUCGAAUAAUAAAAGCAAGAAAGUUAUCGCAAAGAAAGUGAAGAAAGCAUGCAGAACAAGGUGGCUGUCAAUUGAUCUGGCAAUUAGAGGAGUGUUUGAAGACUUUGUGCCUUUGACACAAACCCUCAGACUUUACAAACAAUUGGAAAAUGACAGUACAGCCAUUGGCCUGCUCAAGCAAACAGCCAAUAUCCAGUUCCUUUCUGCUGUGUACCUCCUGCACGAGGCUCUACCUGCCCUUUCUCAUCUGAGCAAAGCUUUUCAGCGAGGGACAGUAUCAUUUUCUGCUAUCCAACCAGCAAUUGAUUACACCCUUGAUCAACUUACUGAGAUCGCUGCUGAGAAGAAGCCAUUGAGAAAAUUACAGAAGGACCUUGGUGAAGGUGGCAGGCUUGCCACGACCGAGAUUUCUUUGACACCCACAGCUGAGUCUUAUCUGCAAAACCUUACAGUGAAGUACACUGAUUCACUGAAGGACAACAUCAACAAUAGAUUCUCUGAGAGCCUUCCAGUUUUGUCAGCCUUCAAGAUCUUUGACCCAAUUGCAGUACCAAACAGAUCAGAUCUGUCCUUCACGGAAUAUGGUGUCGCAGAAAUCAAGAUCUUAGCGACUCAUUUCUAUCUAUCAGGAAGCAGUUGAUGCAGAUCAAAAAGAGAAAGCAGAGGAGCAAAUAUGCGAGUGGAAGAAAUUUAAAUACAACCUGCUGCAAUUAAAAAAUGAGAUACCUCAGCACAUUCUGCAUCCCCUCAAAAAUAGAAAUCUGGUUUCUGCAACUCCAACAGAGUGGGCUCUUCAUCAAAUGUUGUCGCAACGUGCAACAUACGAGCACUUUAUGCCAUUGCUGCUACAUAUUGUAGAAGUUUGUCUGUCUCUUCCAGUAUCCAAUGCCUGGCCGGAAAGAGGUGCGUCAGCUUUAAAAAGGUUAAAAACUCGUCUGCGCAACACUCUCAAGAACAACAUGUUGGAGGCCCUGAUGCAUGUCUCGAUCAACGGUCCAGGAAUUGAUGAAUGUGGACCCAUUAUUGAAGCUUCUGUGAAGAAAUGGUUACCCAAACGUAAAAAAACUGGCAAAAGCAAGGAAGACACUUUCCACCAAUGA